CACGGAAAUUUGCGAGUAGGUUUGUUAUUGUUGUGACGAUCAACAUGAAUUUUCAACAAAGAGACUGAUUUAACCACAAAAUAUCCUUUAUAUAGCAAAUUUCCACUCCUUAAUAAAUUGAAUAUCAAAGAUUAGUAGUUCAACAACAUGUUUACUGGAACAAAAGAGAAAAAUGAGCAUGAUUUUUGAAGAUUUCAGAACAAAAUUUGGACGUCUGCUGCUUCGAUUUUUGACUGAUUUUUAGUCGAUUUUUGUUCUUGAAUAUUUUACGGUUUCUUGAAUUAUGGAUUUCAUGUUUGAUUGGGACAAUGAUGUUGAUAGGUUCUCCUUCGAUGAUAGUGAGCGUUUUGAGGAAGAGUCCAUGUGCUCUUGGCUAAGUGAAACUGAAAGUUUAAAUAACAAUUGGAGGGGAUGGAAACGUCAAAAUGGUGGACAGACAAGUCCAUCCUUUUCAAAAUCGCAAGAAGGUCACCCAGUAAUGUCAUUGGUAGAGCUUGCUUCUCAGACUGUGGCAUGUAAUAUCCCCUAUGGCGUGGUAGAGAAAUACCCCCAGCCCAUACCAGAACCACUUCAGCUUAGAAUCACAUACUGGAGCUUCCCAGAUAGCGAGGAAGAUAUCAGGCUUUACUCUUGCCUAGCAAAUGGCAGUGCAGAGGAGUUUCAGAAAGGAGAUCAUUUAUACAAGGGGAAGGCUGUCAAAAAAGCCUUGCAAAUUGGAUUUCACCUCAGUGCAACUGUUGAUCCACCCCACAACUUGCCACAGCAAAAAGGAAGUUAUAAAGUGGCAAUACUGUUUGACAGAAGAAGGAUCACUCAGUGCACAUGUACUUGCAACAGCAAUGCAUUCUGGUGUUCCCAUGUUGUAGCUGUCUGUCUCUUCAGGAUUCACCAGUGCUCGUCAGUAACACAGCGUGUACCAGUGUCUGAAAGUCUGGCACAGUUGCAGAGAGAUCAGUUGCAGAAAUUUGCCCAAUAUCUUAUUGUUGAAAUGCCAAAAGAGAUUCUUCCAAUAGCCCAAGAAUUGCUUGACAAGCUUAUAUCAUCCAAAGAGUGUGAAAUGAACACAAUAAGUGGUGCUCCAGACCCAACUGCUGGGCCAGAAGCCAAUGAGGAGACUUCAUGGUGUCUUGAUGAGAAACAACUUCAUGAAAAUGUGAAGAAAACAUUAGUCAAGUUUUGUGUACCUUCUCCAGUUGUUUUCAGUGAUGUAAAUUUCCUGACACAGACAGCACCACCAGCAGCUGCUGAAUGGCAAAGUUUGUUACGGCCUCUGAGGGGACGUGAACCUGAAGGCAUGUGGAACUUGCUGUCUAUUGCACGAGAAAUGUUCAGAAGAAGUGACCAUAAUGCCCUGCCACUCCUGGAAAUCAUUACAGAUGAGGUUCUCCAAUGUGAACAGAUUUUGAUAUGGUGGUUUAUGACGAAGAUUUCAAACAAUAACAACAAUCAGAUCAGUUCAAGGUCAAGUAGUAACAGCAGUGCAAGUAUUACACAGCAUGCAGCUUCUAGUCUAUGUGACGAAAUAGUCAACCUAUGGAAAUUGGCUGCCCUUAAUCCUAAACUCAGUCCAUCUCAGAAAGAUGACAUGUGUGCAAAGUUUAAAGAAUGGCAUAUAUCUACUGUUGACAAAGUGAAACGAGCUCGGAACAGUAAUUCAGGAAGUAGUGGUGGCACAUUAAAGAAGUCUGAAAUAGAGAAUUUUAGUGGAUUUAAACCUGGAAUAGAAGCUUGUAUAUUACAGUGGAAUGAUUAUCAUAUACCUGGUGUGACAUACUCUGACUCUCAGAUGUUCUCUUGUUUGAGAUAUAGGUUUAAUAGAAACUUAGAUCCUGAUGCCAAAAAACCAUCAAGGAUACAGCCAAUGGCUGUAUGCUCUGAAAAUCUAAUAAGCACAGAUGACAUGACAACACUAGCUCAGGCAACAAAUAUGUUAAAUGAACAUCAUUCCCCACAAGAAAUGAAAAACAAGCGACAUCGUCACCCAAGUAGGCCAGGUCAGGGUCACAAUAAUGACGGUGCCAUGAGCUCUGGUUCAGAGGGUUUCUGUGAACCGGAGAGAGGUAGCUCUUUGUUCCGAGAUUCAGAUUCCGGGUCUGAAAUGAAAGAACACACAUCAAGAAGUAACUCUUUAGAAGAUGCUGAAUCUUUUGGAUUAUUUAAUCCCAGUAGUAGGGAAUCAAAACAAAACAAUAAUAGUAAAAUUGAUAAUCAAAAUAAUGAUGUUGACUGUUUUAUGGAGUUAGCUGCACAAGGAAGAAAUGAUGAAGUGCAACCCUCAACAUCUGGCUUAUCAGUAGCUAGUGCUGGGGCGAGUGUAAAUGCUGAGCAAUCCUCUGAGUCACAAAUGUCUGGAGAUGAAUAUUCUAUGUAUUUUUAUGAUAGAGCUAAAGCGACCGAGUUAGACAAGAAAAGGAAAGAAAAGAACACUGAAGAACCCAAUUUCUUCGCUGGUGUUAAAUGUCUGGAGAAUAGACAAGAUAUCUUGUUUGCUAGAGCUGAAGCGUUGCAUGCUCAUGGUCAUACAAAAGAGGCCUGUAAGCUAGCUCAGCAGUUAGCUGAGGACCUGCUUCAAAACCCUCCAGAUUUGCUGGCAGAGAGUGCUGCUGUACCUAAUGUGAAAGGAAAGAGAAAGAAGGCAUUGACAAGUAUUACAAUGCUGGCAAGUACAACACUUUCAAAGGCUGCAUUCUUGUGUAGUGUCCUACUUGAGGAACAUGAAACUUGGCAUCUAGCCUUCCAGAUGGGAAUGUUUGUAUUAGAGAUGCCACGACCACCUGCAUCCUGUAAAAGCAUGGAGGUAAAAUUGGCCUACCAGGAGACAGAACUUUUGACAUUGUUGAAGAAAAUCCCACUAGGACCUUUGGAGAUGGCAAUAUUACGUCAGAGGGCAGAUCAACUAAAAGAAGGAACAAUAAAAUCAAGGGGAGAAGCAUUGUUACCUCUCUCUCUUGCCAGCUUUAUAUUUGAUGCUUUUUGUCUUGGAGCAUGUCCCAUGACAUCAUCUCUGUCAUGUAUGUCCCAUCAAGGUGCAUCAGUAUGUAAACAGCCUGGAGAUGAAAAACUUGGUUUUGAUGGAUGUGUUGCCUCCCUUGGAAUGAAAGCAAAUGUAUCUGAAGCUGACCAUCCACUGUUGUGUGAGAGUACUAGAAAACAGAGAGGGGAACUUGCUCUUGCCAUGCUGAUACAUUACAAAGAUGAUGUUGUUAAAUUGAGCAAAAUAAUGGACAAGUUGUUGGACAAAGAAGUACAUCCCUCUUAUAAGGCACCUAGUUUGGUAACAUACCUGACACCUAGAAAUACAGUCACUGUUACACCACCCACUUCAGCUCCCUCUGCUGCAAAUGGUGAGUCUAGAGAUCAUCAUACAAACAGAGGUACAGGGAGACCAUCUGUGUCUGGAGGAACAAGAGCCUCGGAACUUGAUGAGUUCCCUCCAACAGAUGACUUUGAUCCACGACCUGGACCAUCAGGGGCAACUUCUAGCUCAGGUGCAGCAGGAUCAGGAGCCAGACCAAAAACAACAUAUACAUUAACAUAUGGUCAAAGUAGAGACACAGACAGUUCAGCUGUGGAGGAAGAAGGGGACAAUUACAAGGCGUUGGAGGCUAAGUUGAGGUGUAUGGCUUUGAAGAAGAAACCAUCGCAAGGUAUGGCUGCCAUUGACAGUAGUGCCCCUGAAACAACUUCAAGUGAUAACUCUCCUACACUAGUACGUCGAGCUUGGGGCAAACAUCAGGGGCCAGGCAGUGAUAGUGGAUCUAGUGGUGAUAGUGACUCUCUAGGAUCAUCUAGUUCAGGGGAUAAGGGAGACUUGAGAGCAAAAAUCAGGGAUGAAAGUCCUGUUGGUCAACUAAAUCAAAGAAUUGCUGCAACAUCUCAGUUUAUCUUAGAUUCGAGAAGCUCAACACCGAAUCUUAAAGGGAUAAGAUUUAAGGGCAAGAGUAGAAUUAUGCCCACAGUGCCAAACCAGCCUAGUGAAGCAUCUGCACACUGGAUGUGGGAGGUUGCUAAGACAAUAUUAAACAAGGCAGGGGGCAGUAGCUCCACCUCACAGUUUAUUCAGCCGUCCAAUACAAAUCAACCCACUGGUCCACAUCGCAAUUUACAGUUGUGUUCUUUCCAAAUUGGUCUCUAUGCUUUAGGUUUACAGAAUUGUGUGGCUCCUAAUUGGCUCUCCAGGACAUACUCAUCACAUGUUUCAUGGAUUUCAGGACAGGCUAUGGAGAUAGGCAGUGCUGCUAUCCAUAUUUUGAUUGAUACAUGGGAGGGGCACCUGACUCCUCCGGAAGUUGCUUCAUUGGCAGAUAGAGCAUCAAGAGGCCGGGACCAUAACAUUGUUAGAGCUGCUGCUGAACUUGCUUUGUCAUGCUUACCCCAAGCUCAUGCUCUUAACCCAUCUGAAGUUCAAAGAGCAUUGUUCCAGUGUAAGGAACAGAGUAGGGAAAUGCUGGAGAAGGCAUGUUUAGCUGUUGAAAGUGCAGCAAAAGGGGGAGGAGUUUAUCCGGAAGUGUUGUUUCAUGUUGCUAAGAGAUGGUAUGAAUUAUCAGAAGAAGCUGCCAAUCAACCUGGUCAUGAUAACCAGCAUCGGAAUGGAAGGGAGAGCAGACCACAGUCAGCACCUACAGUGCCUGUGGCACCCUCACAGUCUCCUGUUCAAGCUGGAAGCUCGAGUCCUGCAAACUUGCAGGCUGCUCCAUACAGCAACACUCCACCAAAUGCUAAUCAAAUGAAUCAAGUUACUGUAUCAUCAGCUCAGAUAUUCUCACACAAUGGACAGUUAGCUACACAAGCUGUAGUGUUACCUUUUGCCAUUCCACCAGUCCCACAGCCUAGUCCCCACCAUCAUCACCCCAUGCAACAUCAACAAACGUUUGUACAACCUACAUAUAACAUUGUUCAACAGAUCCAGCCAUUUGUCCCACCAUAUUCACAAUCCAUUCCCAUGCAUGCACAGAACAUUCAUCCAUAUGUGGCGACAUUCACAUACAACAGUCCAAUGCAGUUUAACAACAUCCCACAGUCGGCAUACUCAUCAGGCACUCACUACCGCCAACUUGCCCCGGGACAGCAAGUUCAAGUUUUACCUAGUCAGAACUGUCAGGUUGCUUCUAUUCAGGGAAUUCUAGCGCAACAGGCUCCUUUGCCGUUGCCUCAGCAACCAAAUGAGGAUGUUAAUCAUCUACAUACUUCAGGGACUAAUCCUAUAUUGAAUCCUACACAAGCACAUUAUCUUCAUGCUGCAUUCAGAGUAGGAAUUUUAGCUGUAGAAACUCUUGCAAGAAGAGUACAUGAUGACAGACCACAGACAAAAUAUGCCAGAAACCCACCAAUGGGAGAUGAUGUAAAAUGGCUCCUAAAUAUCUCAAUGAAACUUGGUACAAGUUACCUGCAGCAGUUUACAGCUAGUGUUGUGAAUGCAGUAGUGAGUCCAUUCCUACUGUAUGACAUUGCCAUAGAGGCUGCUCAGGUAUUAGCCAGGAACAACCCUGUAGCUGUACAGAGUCAUCUUAGAUCUGGUAUACUCAACCCACUUGUACAAAAAUGUCUUCAAAUGUUCAUGCAGUGUGCUCAUCAGAGAAUUCAUCAUAUAAAUACAUCAGAAUACGAUGACUUUGUUAGCAUCAUCUGUAGUGCUAGAAAUGUGUUCUACAUUACACCUGGGGGUAUGGUCCAGUUUCAAGAACUGCUACAAAGUUUACGACGAACAAAAUCUUGUAGAAAAGAGCUCUGGCAGAGAAUCAUGAAUGGAUUAGCAACACCUGUUAGUUUAUGACGGAUGUCUGCAGUAGAAAAUUGUUAGGACAUAUAUCUGCUUUGUAUACAUGCUGCUAGAUGUAUUUAUUUGGGUAAUAAAAGGCCAGAAAUAAAGAAAUUAAUGCAUAUUAAGAAAUUAAAAGAUUUGAAAGAGAGUUUAAAGUACAAUGAAUAAACUUGUUUUCCUUUUGUGGAAAUGUAAAUUGUGGGUUAUGACUGGGUUAUUAGGUAUAAAUGGUGUUUUUUGGAUGGAUAAAAGUUAAAAUGAAGAAUAUGAUUUUGAAUGUUCAAAUGUUGAGUAGUGAAGUGAUAUGAAAUUUGCUUCUAAAAUGGAAACAAUUCUAUGUCAGGGUUCAGAUGUAAGGAAAGAAAAUUCUCUAAAAUAAAAAUAAAAAAACUUUAAAAAAAACCCAUAAGGAAUAUUUUGUUUAGUGGUCUAAUUUCAUGAUUUUUUUAUGGCAAAAAAUGAAGAGAUGUAAAUCAACUAAGAUAAUGUGUAGCUCAAAAUAAAAAUAAAUCUCAUUACAAUAUAAUUAUGUUUAUUUUUUCCUAGCUAUCAAUACAUAACUUGACUUUGUUUUUAGCUCACCUGUCACAAAGUGACAGGGUGAGCUUUUGUGAUCGCUUUUCGUCCGGCGUCCGUCCGUCCGUCCGUCGUCCGUCCGUCGUCCGUCCGUAAACUUUUGCUUUAAAUGACAUCUCCUCAUAAACCACUGAGCCAAUUUCAUCCAAACUUCACAGGAAUGUUCCUUUGGUGGUCACCUUUAAAAAUUGUUCAAAGAAUUUUAAUUCCAUGCAGAACUCUGGUUGCCAUGGCAACCGAAAGAAAAAUCUUUAAAUAUCUUCUUUUAAACAACC
This is a messenger RNA of Ruditapes philippinarum (Manila clam), 6612 nucleotides long. RefSeq names its product zinc finger SWIM domain-containing protein 8-like. Lineage: Eukaryota; Metazoa; Mollusca; Bivalvia; Venerida; Veneridae. The record is from RefSeq and is a predicted model, not a curated record. Gene Ontology annotation, molecular function: zinc ion binding. Bases 284 to 5773 code for a protein of 1829 amino acids. The transcript has 21 exons. Gene Ontology annotation, cellular component: Cul2-RING ubiquitin ligase complex.